UGUAUAUCAUGCUUGAAUCAAACUCUCGUCUUGACGAAAACAAAGGCAAUUCGAAGACCAAAACAAGAAGAACGAAGAUCCAGAUAGAAAUACAGUAGAGAUUUGCUCUCGCAUUAGAUUUCUGUGCGUUUUUACCCUAGAAACCCCUUAAGUUUUUUCCUUGGUCCUUCAGCCAUGGAAGCUGAACCAGUUUCAUCGCAAGAAGAUGUAGUCUUGGAUGCAAAACCAUUGAGAUCAUUGGCCCCUAUGUUCCCGGCACCGUAUGGAUUCAACACCGCAUUUACCUCUUUUGGUUCUGCGCCGGCUGUUUGUGUGAGUCCCUUUAGUGUUUCAUCUUCCUCUGGCGGCGGUUUCCCUCAAGGUUUCCCGCCAUUUUUCUCCACUCCAGAGUCAGCCAACCAGCAAAAAGCUGUUCCAUCUCUGCAGCGUGCUAGGACUAAUAAAACUCCAACUUCAAAUGGAUCUUACCAUUCCGAACAGAUUAAUCUUGAAGAUGAUCCUGACUACAGUGUCCAUACCUCGUCUUCUGGCCGGAAAAUUAAGCGCCCUAGAAGUUUGAAAAAGUACAAGAUUGAUGAUUCUGACAGUGAAGAUCCUGAGGGAAGUGGCAAGAAGAAAUCCCAAAUAAAGAGAAAGCCACGAAAACCCAUCGAGUUGGCCUUGAUUCCUUCCUCUUUUCUCGAUGCUCGGAAUUCAGCUGAGGAAAUACUCAUGACCUUUGAUGCGCUCCGCCGGAAGAUCCUGCAGUUAGACGAAGCAAACGACGCCAGCAAACGAUCUUACUUGAAAGCCGGGGCUAUCAUGAUGUCCAAUGAUCUCCGCGCUAAUAUUGUCAAGAGAAUAGGGCCUGUUCCUGGUGUAGAAAUUGGAGAUAUAUUUUACUUUAGAAUAGAAAUGUGCUUGGUUGGUUUACAUGCACAAAUCAUGGCAGGCAUUGAUUAUAUGUUACCCAGACUUUCUGAUGUGGAUGAAACAUUGGCUAUCAGUAUUGUGUCCGCUGGAGGCUACGAGAACGAUGAGGGCGAUACAAAUGUAUUGAUUUACACUGGCCAGGGGGGCGGGGGUAGCAGCAAGUAUGACAAAGGUCAGUUGUUUGAUCAAAAGCUUGAAAGGGGUAAUCUCGCACUCGAGAGAAGUUUGCAUAGAGGAAAUCUAGUCAGGGUGAUACGGAGUGCGAAGGAUAUGAAUCUCAUUAAUGGAAGGAUCUACAUCUAUGAUGGCCUCUACAAGAUUCAAGAAACGUGGAUGGAGAAAGCAAAGGCAGGCAAUAAUGUUUUCAAGUAUAAGUUGUUUAGAGAACCAGGGCAGCCAGAAGGAAUCGCUGUGUGGAAGCAUACUGAGAGUUGGAAAGCCAAUCCUUCUUCUAGGAGUGGUGUUAUACUCCCGGACAUAUCAUCCGGUGUCGAAACUUUACCUGUUUUUCUUGUAAAUGAGGUUGAUAAUGAGAAGGGCCCCAGCCAUUUCACAUAUGCCAUUAAAAUGAAGUAUCUGAAACCCAUAACUUCCAUGAAACCUUUACUUGGUUGCAGGUGCAUUAGCGUUUGCCUUCCUGGCGAUGCCAGCUGCUCCUGUGCUCAGCAGAAUGGAGGGAACCUUCCUUAUUGUGCAAAUGGAUUUGUUGUGAGCCGUAAACAUGUUUUAUACGAGUGCAAUAUCUUGUGCUCAUGCUCCGUUAAUUGCCGCAACAGAGUGACACAAAAAGGUAUAAAUCUUCAUUUUGAAGUUUUUAGGACGAGGGACCGUGGUUGGGGCCUUCGUUCGUGGGAUCCUAUACGUGCAGGAACCUUUAUAUGCGAGUACGUUGGGGAAGUAGUUGAUAAGAUCAAUGCGAAUAAUGAGUAUGGAGAAGAAGAUGAGUGCAUUUUUGAAGGAAAUUAUAUUGAUGAGAAGACACUAAAGUGGAAUCAUGGACCGGAGUUACUUGGUGAACCGAGCAUCAAUGAGAGUGAUAUUUUUAAGCCACUUCCCAUCAUAAUUAGCUCCAGGAAUGUGGGAAAUGUUGCUCGUUUUAUGAACCACAGUUGUUCACCUAAUGUAUUUUGGCAGCCGGUUCUACAUGAUCAUGACGAGGGAGAUUAUCCGCAUAUCAUGUUCUUUGCAAUGAAGCACAUUCCUCCGAUGAUGGAGCUAACAUUUGAUUAUGGCUUGGGAAGCGAGAAUGUGGGAACCCGAAAACCAAAGAAAUGCCUAUGUGGAUCACCGAAAUGCCGCGGAUUUUUCCGGUAGCUUUUUGCAGUACAGGCAAGGAAUGCUAAG
Messenger RNA from Phalaenopsis equestris, 2256 nucleotides. Its product is annotated as histone-lysine N-methyltransferase, H3 lysine-9 specific SUVH1-like. The transcript is spliced from 2 exons. Gene Ontology annotation, molecular function: histone methyltransferase activity; zinc ion binding; protein binding. The record is from RefSeq and is a predicted model, not a curated record. NCBI's taxonomy places the organism in Eukaryota, Viridiplantae, Streptophyta, Magnoliopsida, Asparagales, Orchidaceae. The coding region runs from base 175 to 2226 and encodes 683 amino acids. Gene Ontology annotation, cellular component: nucleus.